Molecule: messenger RNA, 420 nt
Organism: Racocetra persica
Lineage: Eukaryota; Fungi; Glomeromycota; Glomeromycetes; Diversisporales; Gigasporaceae
Source: the annotation of a GenBank genome assembly
AUGAGUAAAAAAGCAUUAUUAAUCAGUAUUGAAGGAAUUGAUGGUAGUGGUAAAACUAGUCUUAUCCAAGAAUUAAAGCAAAAAAUUCCUAAUUCUUUUGUCACGCAAUCGCCCCGAGGAACCGAAUUAGGAAAAAAAUUUUUCCUUUUUACUGCUAAUCAUAACGAACAUGCAUUAACGGUAAUUAAACCUAAUUUAGCAGCCGGUAAAACUAUUUUAGUUGACCGCUAUAUUGACAGCACUUUCGUCUAUCAAGGCAUUAGAGGUAAGUUGCCUAUUGACAAAUUAAUUGAGGUCUGGGAAAAAACAGUCAAUAUUCCUUUUCCGGACCUUACUUUCGUGUUGGAUAUUGAACCAAAUAAAACUUCUGCAAGAGUAAAUAAAAGGCGACAAGAAACUGGUGAAGAACCAAAUAAUUGA